GCCCGUUCCCCCGACCGAACGAUUGCCGAAACCGCAUUGCAAUGUGCUCAUGGCACAACUGCGGGAUUACUUGCACACUGCAGUACCAGCUCCGUUGAUGGACGUCGGAGUAGAGGUUGUCGACCUUCACGUUUACAUUGCGAAGAUCAACCGCGAGUUCAAGACGCAACGCCGGAGUUUGGAGGAGCAUGUGGAACACCUGCGCACCCUUUUGGAGCGGCUACGACAAGCCAAGUACAAAGCCAACCGCGAUAAGUGUGAAUUCGCGCGGCAGGAGCUGGAGUACUUCGGACACUAUGUGAUGCCACAAGGCAUCCGUCCGCUCGCGGACAAGAUCGAGGCCCUACGAGCUGGGGUCAUAGAUGCUGCACCUAUGACGAGGUUACGGUCGCCAAAGGUGCCAUUCGUAUUCGAUGACGACGCACGCCGGUCAUUCCGAGCACUUAAGACGGCCAUGCUCAUGGCACCCGUCCUCAGCAUCUAUGACCCCACCUUGCCGACGAGAGUGACUACGGACGCUUUCGGCUAUGGCAUUGGGGCAGUCUUGGAACAACACGACGGCGACGACUGGCACCCUGUGGAGUAUUUCAGCCACAAAGUGCCUCCCAUCAACUCGCUUGAUGAUGCAAGGAAGAAGGAGCUACUUGCGUUCGUCGUGGCUCUCAAGCAAUGGCGACACUUCCUCCUUGGGCGUCGUAGGUUCACAUGGGUUACGGACAACAAUCCAUUGACCUACUACAAGACGCAGGAUACGGUGAGCAGCACUAUCGGACGGCGGAUGUACUGCAUUGACCAAUUUGACUUCACACCGAAACAUCUUCCCGGCCUCUCCAAUCGCGCAGCAGAUGCACUCUCGCGAAGACCUGAUCUUUGCGCUAUGACUCAUCAUGCCUUCGCAUUCGACGAGGAGCUUCAGCGACACUUCAUCCGGGCAUAUGAGUGUGAUCCGGACUUCGCCACGCUGUACGCACAGCUAUCUUCAGAUCACCCGCCGGCCAGCCACUAUCGCAUUGCCGACGGAUACUUGCUCCUCCACUCGAGAGGCAAGGACUUAUUGUACAGGCAGACGGAGCAGGCACAUCAAACCGCUCAAAUGAUGCUUUGUACGCUCAUCCGUCCGGACCAGAAAGAUUGGGUUGACAGCCUCCCCGUCAUCGAGUUCGCCUACAACACUUCGGUGCAUCCGGCGAUCGGCGUGACUCCAUUCGAGUUGCACCACGGUGGACGGAAAGGCCGGAUCUUCGCCGACCUUCUCCUCCCUCGACCAGCCGCCUGCUCUCCCGCUUCCGUCCGGAAGUACAGGGAAUUGCUGACUCAAGCCCGCGCAAACAUGCAAAAGGCUCAAGUCCGCAUGCAGCAGCAAGCCAACAGUCGCCGCGUACCAUGUCCCAUCCGCGCCGGUGAUCUGGUUUGGGUCUCCGCGAAAGAGUUUGCACUGGAACAGGAUGUUUCACGCAAACUGCUUCCCAAGUGGUUUGGACCUUGGUCUGUGACAGCAGCCGCGGGCGAUGAGCCCGAUGGCCCUUCAUUUGUGAUCAACAUUCCAGAGCAUCUGACGGUCCAUCCGGUCUUCCACGCCUCGAAGCUGGCAACAUACACGCGAGCCAAGAGCGACGACUUUCCGGACCGACGAUCGCAGGACCCUCCUUCUAUGGAUGGUCAUCAGGAAGUUGACCGCGUCAUCACCGAUCGCAAGUACGGCAGCAAGCCGCGGCAGUACAAAGUCACAUUCAAAGCAUGCGAUCGCGACGACACUCGGUGGAUUUCAGGCGUAGAUUUGAAAGCAUCCGUACCGCUGAUCUACGCACAUUAUGAAAGGCGGAGGUUAGCUCAGGAAGCUUCACGACCARCCCCUCCCACCCGGACUGUGGUCCCUCCCUCAGACAGACAGCUUCGCCCUCGCAGAGCCCUCUUCACAUUGGGGCAAGGUCUACGCAAUCAGUUGGAGUAUCGGUAUGGAUUGCUGGCAACUGAAGAUGAUUGCAACGAAAACACAAAUAACAACAGCAACAUCAGCUACAGCGACGUCAAGUAUGGGGUUGGUGCCAACAAUAACAAUCAUGGGCGGGGCGACGUCCAAGGCUGCGCCAUGAUGGGAGUGAUGCUGCAGGUGGACGCGGAAGAUACGGGAGAUGGUUUGGGAUUGGGAGAAAUGGGCGAAGGGGGUGCGAAGGAUGACAACAAUAUUAACAACGAUGGCGAGAACAACAACGUCAACAACGACAACAACAACCAGAACAACAACAACGGCAAUGAGGGCGGGGACGAAGUCCACAGCAGCAGCAUGAAGGGUGUGCUGUCGUGGGUGGACAUGGAUGAUAAAGGUGGUGACAACAACAAUAACAACAACAUCAACAACAACAACAACAACAAUGAUGAUGAUGAUGGGGGAGGUGACGUUCGAGGCUGCCGCAUGAGGGGAAGGAUACAGCAGAUGGAUGUGGAUGAUAACAGAGACGACAACAAAAAUAACGACAACAACAACAACAACAACAACAACAACAAUAACAACAACAACAACAUCGACUACAACAACAACAACGUUGACAGCGGAGGGGGAGACGUCCAUGGCAGCAGAAUGAUGGGUAAGUUACCGCGGGCAGACGCGGUUGGAAUAGGCGUGGACACGGGAAGCGGGUUUUCUGACUUUCUCCUUGCAAUAAUUUUUGGCCUCGAUAUGGAGUUGCUUCUCGUUGUCUGUCGGAGGAUAGGAGUAGGUUAGGCAGUGAUGAUUGGGUUGCCCGGCCUGCAAUACCAAUCAACACUGGGGUGGUGA
Molecule: messenger RNA, 2776 nt
Organism: Chara braunii
Lineage: Eukaryota; Viridiplantae; Streptophyta; Charophyceae; Charales; Characeae
Source: the annotation of a GenBank genome assembly